AUGCGUUCGUCUUCCUCGUCUUCUGGCCGCUCGAAAACGCACUCGACGCCCGCGCUCCUCCACAACCUGCCUCUCUCCGCCCCAACAUCCCCGCCCACCCCGGCUCCGAGCCCGACGCCGCACCAACGGGGCCCCAGCUGGCAGACUGGCUUGGAUGAUGAUGAUUUGUUCAUACGAGACACUGCGUCUCAAUUUAGCCUUCUGGGUCGGGUUGACAGGCAGAGGUUUUUGGCGGAGCUCUUGAAUCUAUGCGAUAACCAGAUCCUCGGCUUCGUCCAUCAACUUGUGGGCCCAAAGCUGCGAAAGGAUCCUUUUCAGUAUCUGCCAAAUGAACUGUGCUUCAGAGUUUUGUCAUUCAUCGAUGACCCAAAGACACUUGCACGGGCAUCACAAGUCUCGAGACGAUGGCACGACCUCCUGAACGACGAUUUAACAUGGAAAGUCCUGUGUGAUAAGCAUUCCUAUAGACGGUUAUCAACAUACGAUCACCCAUAUGAUACCGUGCCCCCAACGCCUUCGCUCCGCAGUUUUAACCCUAAUUUCAAUACCGACCUCCAACAGCUGCAGAGUGGGUUUGGUUCGAUACCCGAUGAACUAAGCAGCACUACAUCCAUUACAGCGUCAUCAAUCGGCAGAAUGAGACCUCGAAGACGGCGCACCCGGGCGACCUCUUAUCGAUACCAUUUCAAGCAUCGGUAUAUGGUGGAGUCCGCGUGGAGGAAAGGCGGAAGGCUCAAGACGAAGUGCAUUGCUCCAGACCAUGGAGUAGUCACUAGCCUUCAUCUAACGCCAAAAUACAUAGUUGUUGCGCUAGAUAACGCAAAAAUUCAUGUUUUCAACCCCGAGGGUGAGCUUCAAAGAACCUUGCUUGGGCAUGCCAUGGGCGUCUGGGCAAUGGUCCCGUGGGAUGAUUUAUUGGUCAGUGGUGGCUGUGAUAGGGAUGUUCGUGUUUGGAACAUGGCCACUGGUGAGAGCGUGCAUGAACUUCGUGGCCAUACGUCAACCGUACGGUGUCUAAAAAUGUCGGAUGAAAACACGGCUAUUUCCGGCUCCCGGGACACCACAAUACGAAUAUGGGACCUUGCCGCAGGGGUGUGUAAGCAUGUUCUAAUAGGCCAUCAAGCGAGUGUAAGAUGUUUGGAAAUCCACGGUGAUCUCAUCGUGUCCGGAAGUUAUGAUACAACGGCUAGGGUGUGGAGCAUAUCAGAGGGGCGAUACUUAAGAUCACUUGCAGGCCAUUUUAGUCAGAUCUAUGCCAUCGCGUUUGAUGGGACUCGAGUGGCUACUGGGAGCCUGGACACCAGUGUAAGAAUCUGGGACGCGCAUACCGGGCAGUGUCAUGCCAUACUACAGGGCCACACGUCCUUGGUCGGACAAUUGCAGAUGAGAGGGGAUACACUUGUCACUGGUGGCUCCGAUGGUUCUAUUCGUGUCUGGUCGCUAGAGCAUCUGGCACCAAUUCACCGACUCGCUGCUCAUGAUAACAGCAUCACAAGCUUGGAAUUCGACGAAAAUCGCAUUGUCAGUGGAGGAAGUGAUGGCCGGGUCAGGAUUUGGGACCUCGCGACUGGCCAACUAGUCCGUGAACUUAGCCAACCCGCAGAAGCCGUCUGGCGUGUUGCGUUUGAGGAAGAGAAGGCAGUCAUUAUGGCCACCCGUAGUGGGCGAACAGUUCUAGAGGUCUGGUCCUUUUCACCACCAGAAGAAGAAGACUGCGAGCGGCCUCUCUCCAUGGCCUCAACCUCCACGAUAGAACGCGGCUAUUUUUCUUCUGCUAAUUCUAUAAUUACUACUGUUGGUGCAGCCAGCAGCAACGCAGGCACCGCAUCAUCGAUUCUUCAGGACUUAGAAAUGCAAGACGUAACUAAUGAAAGCGGUUGA
Ophidiomyces ophidiicola is the source of this 1881-nucleotide messenger RNA. RefSeq lists its product as uncharacterized. The transcript is spliced from 4 exons. Bases 1 to 1881 code for a protein of 626 amino acids. Gene Ontology annotation, molecular function: histone binding. Lineage: Eukaryota; Fungi; Ascomycota; Eurotiomycetes; Onygenales; Onygenaceae. Gene Ontology annotation, cellular component: Set1C/COMPASS complex. The record is from RefSeq and is a predicted model, not a curated record.